CAGAGCAUCGCUCGAGUCUCGACUCUCUGUAGAGCCUGAAGAGCCUAGGACGUCAUCUCAGCCAAUCGGGAGAUACGACCUAGUUGGAUCUAGACGUUCCUACUUGUCGCGAAGCCUGUGAUUCAACCUCUCGGUACCUAGUGCGGGCUUGUGCAAGCAAUGCCGAGAAAACACCGGCCUCUCCGUCCUCGAGAACCAAAGGCCUGUACUGCUUGUGCGCGGUUGAAGGUUAGGUGUGAAGUCUCAGCGGGGACAGAGGGCUGUACGCGAUGUCUCCGCUUAAAUCGGGAAUGCAUCAUGCAGGCUCCCGGGGCGCAUAGACGGGUGGAUGCUGUGGGUCGCGACUCGUCUGACGUCGCUAGACUCGAGGAGAGACUCGAGAGCAUCUCUGCUGCGUUUACGGCGCAGACGCCAUUAUCUAUACAAAGCACCCUCGAGGAACGAAGCCGCGACUCGACCUCGAUACUCCCCGACGACCUCCUUUCAACUGCCUUCGGAACCCAAGCCCUCCUAACAACCUUCCAAACCGAACUAUCCCCCUAUUUCCCCUUCAUCGUGCUACCAAUGGGAAUAACAGCAGCAGACCUUCAAGCAUCGAGUCCCUUCCUCUUCGACACGAUCCUCAUGGUAUCCGACGUAAGCAACGCAAACCGCCAACUGCGCAUGGAGCGCAGGAUCCGAGAAGCGAUCGGGAGUUCAGUCGUUGCGAAUGGCGAGAUGAGUCUUGAUCUCAUUCAGGGAUUACUGGUUGUUCUCGCGUGGUAUCAGUUCCAGCUUGAGCUGAAAUCUUCGUUUGGUGGGUUUCUGCAUGUGGCGCUGGGGAUGCUGCGUGGGUUGGGGUUGGGUCGGAAGCCAGGAGCUGGACCUGGAGGAACGAGUAUGCUGCGACUAGAUGAUUUUCGAUUCGAUCCUACGCGCCAGAAUGCGGGGCGUACUUUCGAUGAAAGACGGGUGUACCUUGGGUGCUUUUAUCUGAGUGCUGUAGCCUUGAUAUGUACGGACGAUGUAGAACCCAUGCGAUACACGGCAUACACGGAAGAGUGCUGUCGUGUGCUUGAAUCCGCUGGGGGCUCUACAGACCUCUAUCUUGUUCGACUGGUACGGGUACAUCGGAUGGUGGAGAGACUUGGUCGUAUGGUCUCUCUUGAUGACGAUGCCCCUUAUGAGGAGUCUCCUACACCAAUCUUAACGCGUAUCAAGACUUUUGAGGCGGAGUUGCAGCGGACGAAACAGACGCAGCCGCCCCACAGUCUUCAUGACGCAAUUCUUCAAUUGCAUCACUUUACCCUCGAAAUCAAGUUAUACAGCAUUGCCCUUGAGAACGACUUCCCUCGACACGAGACACACCCAUCCGCAGGCCUGACCCUGCUCACCUCAUGCCUUAGCGCAGCAAAAGCAUUCAUCGAUCUAUUCUCAGCCAUCCCGACGCGAAAUUACCUAAACCUCCCAUAUCCGGUUUGGUCCGCUUAUUUCUACGUCCUCGGGACGCUAUCGAAUCUUCUGCUCUUCGCCGGUGAAGGUUGGGACCGCGACCAUGUUCGGAAUACACUCCACCUUGAAGGGAUAAUCGAAACCUUCAUUGCCAAGAUCGAGGAUUUGUCGAGGAACAAUCACCAGCAUUCGUACCAGUUCCCUGAGGCAAUCCUGAGACUUGUAACGCGACUCCGUGCGAUUGGAGAAGCAUAUAGGGCGAUAGUUGCCGCUCAAAUGGGAACAGAGCCUCCAAGACACCACUCCGAGGUCUCAGAACCCGCGGCCGACGAAGCCCGAGAUAUAAUGUUCCCAUUACCACACGGCUUUUCGUGGCGAUUUCUGCAGCACUGAGGCUGUGAUGUCCUGGGAAUGAGUUCCUAAUAGUCGAUAGGCCUCUUUGAGAGACAGAGUUCACACUGCACCCAAACUCAACCGCCGAUACUCCAUGAUCAACCCAUUCACAUCCGUCAUAUCCGUAUGGUCAUACCUUUCCCUAUCUCGCACCUGACUCCUUCCCGCAGCCGCUACCUUCUUGUCUUCAUAACUCGAACCAUCUGCCUCACCUUCUUCAUCAUCAUGGCUAUCCCCUUCGAUCCUCUCAACGAUAAUCCUCGCCAGAUGCCAGAACUCCGGCGAAUAGCUUACAAACCCGACCUUCUUCCAAAUCUGGUCCGGAGUGUCGGGGACAUACUUGUCCUCUGCCUCGCGCUGGUUCCAGAUCCGGCGCCAGUUCUCUAGUCCGGUCUUUAAGGGAAGGAGGGUUGAUUCGAAAAUGAUCGAGUUGCGGAGGUGGAAUGUUAAGGAGUGGAGGGCUAUGCGGUUAGUCUUUCAUUCUGACAAGGGAAAAGAGCGAAAGGGAAAGGGAGGCGUACUCUGCACAGCAGUGAACAAGUUCAAACUCCCCAUACGCGAGUACUCAUCCACAGCUGAGCUUGUCAACUCAGUUUGGCAAAUAGUCUUCAAAACAGAGGUAAUGGAGAGACGCUUUUUCCAAAAGGCUUCGGGACAGGCCAUUUCCAUCUUGAGCUCUGAAACGACCAUCCGGGGCGGCGAGUUGUGGAAGAUUGUCAGGGCAACGUCGAAGAGGAAGACAUAUGUCAUUGUUCUGGCUUAUCAGCGCGGUCACAUACACUGGGGCUGUGAAUAAUGUUGAGGGCAGAGUACGCACCGAAUCAAUCCCUCUUCAACGGCAAACUGCUGCCACCAUGUUUCCGAGGGCGUGUCCAUGCUAAGGUUUCGAUGAGAAGCGGUCGUGAGGCCGAUAUCUCUCGCGAGCUGUUCAAGUCAGUCGCCCGUCUACACAGCGCUGGGAAGGUCUUACCAUAACCAUGGUCGCAUGUCGAUACCUCCUUACCCUAGUCCUAGCCUCCUCAUCCCCCUCUCUCUUCUGCAACGAGCAUACCAAGUACACCGUCUGAACACACUCGAGCCUCUUCUUCUUCCUCCCGACAUACUGAUCAAGUACCACUGCCUUACCUCCACUCCCACCGCCGUCUCUUUCCUCCCAAAAGGAACUGUCACUAAACGCCAACUCCUCAACUACAUUGAGCCACAUCCGCGCCGUGACGGCAUCCUCGCGGUGCGGUGAGAGACAUGCCCCAAUCAACACCGUAACACAGAGCAAUGCAGGUGGCGCAGUUUGCGGGUCGAAGGAGGCGCGGUGCACGAAUGGACAGUUGGGAUACCACAGGGACCAGAAGUAGCCUAGGUAGCGGGUGAUAUUUGUUGGAGAGAAAAAGGAGCGAACGGCGGAUUCGACAUUGGGGGUCCAGUCAAGUUUCACGACGGUUGCAGAGGCUUUGGUCGUUAUGAUGUUGCGGAAGUGAUGGAGAAUCUCGUACGUUCGAGCUGUUAGGGGGUCGAGGUCUUCGGGGGUGAUGUGGAGCAUGGCUGGCUCUAUUGUUUGAUGUGUGGCAGCGGAAAUCGAUGAGGUGAUAGGCAGCUCAUGGCCACCACCGACUGUGCGGGACUCGUGCUCGUGCUUCAGUAUGAGCUUCUGCCUCUCCUCUAGUGUCUCAGGCGCUAAGAACGUGCCCAUCCCGUUUUCGCUGGUAAAAUGCGCUAGGAAAUCAAGCCUUUCUGCAGUGAUGAUAUUAUCAGAACUCAUAUGGGUACUCGUGGAGUAGAGCCAGUCCAAUGCCGAAAAGUCAGACGGGUACGGCAUCGACAUGUCCAUCAGAAAGUCAUCUUCAAGGCCAUGGGAGAGAUUCGUCGUCCCAAACAAAGUUGGCUGAGACUGUGCUACGGGCAUCGGGCUCUGCAUCGUCGCUUUACACGUCUUCUCAUGCCGCGUUUUCGCAUCUCUACCUAUCUGCGUUAGACUUCCUUCCCUUCUCCAAGAACCUAGAAACGUACCGUCGGGUAAAAGACCGCUGGCAGAGACUACACUCGUAUGGCCGCUUAUUCUCAUCUAAUCGAAAUACGAUUAGCACUGGUAGAAAUACUCUGUAUGCGCAGACUUACGCGAUCUCAAGUGGCGCCGAAGAUGCUCGGCACGGCUAAACUGCGUGGAACACAGGCCACACUGCCAUUGGCCUUGGGACAUCGUGGUGUAUGACUAGCUAGCUUGGUGCGGGUUUGGAUAAAGGAGCAUUAGCUUCGAUGUGCUCCCACACGGAGCAAGCUGGGCGAGACGGUGAGGAACACGAG
Molecule: messenger RNA, 4122 nt
Organism: Aspergillus calidoustus
Lineage: Eukaryota; Fungi; Ascomycota; Eurotiomycetes; Eurotiales; Aspergillaceae
Source: the annotation of a GenBank genome assembly